Molecule: messenger RNA, 1453 nt
Organism: Klebsormidium nitens
Lineage: Eukaryota; Viridiplantae; Streptophyta; Klebsormidiophyceae; Klebsormidiales; Klebsormidiaceae
Source: the annotation of a GenBank genome assembly
AUGGAAAGCUCGGAAGGGUCUGGUUUUAGGGAAGACCUGUCUUGAGUUGGUGCGAAGGCCGCAAGUGCAUAUCUCGCUGCGAAUUAUAGAAGGCAAGGUUUAUAGACGACAAUCAGGACUUUGCUCAGAGAAAGCAUUCUGUAGCUAUGCAACUCUUCGUGCAGGGCGGCGGUGCGCACGUUGUCGCUCUGACAUGUACACCCAGCGACCUCAUAGGCAGCUUAAAGGUGGCGGCGCUGGGUCCUGACGCCAGCGCUGGCAUCAGGCUGGCACACGGAGGUGUGCACUUGCGCGAGGAGAAUCGGGUUGAGGAUUAUCCCAUCAGGAACUAUGCAACCCUACAGGUGCAGGUUCCAUUCAGGGGGGGAGGGGGAGACGGGGGCGCCACGGGAGCAGAGUCGCGUUCUUGUUACCUGGAGAUGUACAUGGACAAAAAGCCGGAUAAGGUUGACCCGAACGAGGCGCGGGUUGCAAAGUGGACGCGGUGUAGGUUGUCGGGGGAAUUGUUGAACGCGCCGUGUGCAAUGGACAUGCUUGGGAACCUGUAUAAUAAGGAGGCAGUGGUUCAUCACUUGGUGCUGAAGAAGAUCCCAGCUUCUCUAAGCCACAUCAAGAGCCUGAAGGACAUCUUCGAGAUCCACCUGACAGAAAACCCCGCCGCCGAUCAAAAGAGCGAAAGCGCAACCAACCGGUUCCAGUGCCCGAUCACUGGGCAAGAGUUCAACGGCCUGAACCGCUUCUACGCACUCAAGUCGUGCGGCCAUGUGCUGAGCGCCAGGGCUUUCAAGGAAGUGAAGUCGACGACGUGUCUGGUUUGUCAUAAGGGGUUCGUGGAGGAAGACAAGGUGGUGAUCAACGGGACGGAGGAGGAGGUGGCUGAUUUGAAGAAAAAGAUGGAGCAGGCGCGGGCGCUGUCAAAGCAGGCGAAGAAGGACAAAAGGUCCAGCAAAGUAGCAUCGGCAGCGCACGAGGACGGCCGCAGCAUAAGCCCAGAAGAGAGCAGCGCUCCCUCCGAGGCUGCAGCGAAUGGUGUAAAGCGAAAAGGGCCUCCGACGAAUGGUAGCUUGCCAGCUGGCAUGAGCGCACCUGCGGCAGCGGCUGCGGGUUUGGCGGUCAACCCCCGACCAAAGGGCUCCGAUCUAGUUAGCCAAAGGAAAAGGUUCAAGGCAGUCGAGGAGCUAAAGCCGAAACAUGCGGAUCGAUCGGUGUAUGCUUCGAUAUUCACGUCGUCGAGUCGGGACGCUAAGGAGACGUAUAUGUGCAGGUCGUUGCCACUAGGGAGGAAUUAACGUGGGUUUGAUUGAACUCGAAGGAACUUGACAGCAUACCAUUUGCAGGCGUUUAAAGGUAAAGGACGUGUGGUGUGGACGCAGCGCUCGCAACUUUCAAACUUGAGUUUUUUCUUGAGUCUGGCUUGUCUAUUGUGCACAAGUCACGAGAGUCACAGUCAUCG